Molecule: messenger RNA, 1677 nt
Organism: Macrosiphum euphorbiae (potato aphid)
Lineage: Eukaryota; Metazoa; Arthropoda; Insecta; Hemiptera; Aphididae
Source: the annotation of a GenBank genome assembly
AUGGCCACCUGUAAAUCUUGUAUCGCGCUGAUGAGCUCUCUAGUCCUGCUGUUAUCCUGCGCGCUGCGAUGUACGGUAGCGGUUCAGACGGACGCACAAGCAAUGAUGUAUUUAUCUCAAUUUGGUUACUUGAGCCCUUCGAUGAAAAAUCCGAAUUCAGGUCAUAUCAUGUCUGAGGAAACAAUGGCCCGGGCGUUAAUGGAGUUUCAAUCAUUCGUUGGUCUAAAUCUGACAGGUCACUUGGAUGACGAAACGCUACACUAUAUGAGUAUGCCCAGAUGUGGUGUAAGAGAUAAAGUCGGGUUUGCCACAGACUCCAGGUCUAGGAGAUAUGCUCUUCAAGGUAGCCGGUGGAGGGUGAAAGACUUGACGUAUAAAAUAUCCAAGUAUCCUAAACUGCUGGGUAAGUCGGAAACGGACUCGGAAAUCCGGAAAGCAUUCGACGUAUGGUCUGACGUCACACCGUUGACAUUUACUCACAAAAAAUCCGGACAAGUGCACAUCGAAAUCAGAUUUGAAAAAGGUGAACAUGGUGAUGGCGAUCCAUUCGACGGACCGGGUGGAACUUUGGCACAUGCUUUCUUUCCGGUUUACGGGGGUGAUGCUCAUUUUGAUGACUCAGAGAAAUGGUCAAUAGGUUCAUUUAAAGGUACUAACUUGUUUCAAGUAGCAGCUCAUGAAUUCGGUCACUCAUUAGGAUUGUCUCACUCAGACGUCCGGUCGGCGUUAAUGGCGCCAUUUUAUAGAGGUUAUAAUCCGUCAUUUAAUUUGGACAGCGACGACGUGGAAGCCAUUCAGGCUCUGUACGGCGCUAGCACCUCGGGAGAAGGAUCAGACAACGAUGACGACAGCACUAGCCAAGGAUCGGGUAAAAAGACAACAACGCAAGAACCGCCGGGCACAGAGGGCAGCGACGCUGAAUUAUGCACUGACACUAAAGUGAACGCUUUGUUCAAUUCGGCCGCCGGUGAAACUUUUGUGUUUAAAGGCGAUUACUAUUGGAAGUUGACGGACGACGGACUGGCUCAAGGAUUUCCCAAGUCCAUCGCGGGCACGUGGUCUGGCCUGCCAGGCAACAUAGACGCCGCGUUUACGUAUAAAAAUGGUAAAACUUACUUCUUCAAAGGCACAAAGUAUUGGAAAUACACUGAUACCACGAUGGACGACGGAUAUCCAAAAGACAUAAGCGACGGCUUCGCCGGUAUCCCGGACAAUGUUGACGCCGCUCUUGUUUGGAGUGGAAACGGAAAGAUUUACUUUUUCAAAGGCUCAAAGUUCUGGAAAUUUGAUCCGAUGCAAAAGCCCCCUGUAAAGAGCACGUACCCGAAGCCUAUCAGCAACUGGGAUGGUAUUCCGGAUAACAUUGAUGCGGUUUUGCAUUACACCAAUGGCUAUACAUAUUUUUUCAAAGACGAGAACUAUUACAGGUUCAACGACAGGACGUUUGCAGUCGAUACUGCAGACCCACCUUUCCCUCGCAAUGCUGGCUAUUGGUGGUUUGGCUGUAGGGCCGAAAAUAAGGGACAUCGGCAAGAAGUGACCGCAGCGCCCAGCAUACUCAGACCAACGUGGAUGGAAGUCAGACGAGAUCACAAAGGCAAUCAAAACACUGAUGUCGGUGAUCUGAUAAUGGACGCAGAAGAAGAUAGUGGCCACACCGGUAUUUUGAAAAUGUGA